AUGACAGCCAUCAGAGCCACAAUUCCACAGAGGAAGAAGGAAGAGGCCAAAACUCUUCCUACAAGACAGCAUGUCUUCCUUCCCUGCUUUGAUGUUCUACUUUUCCUGUUGUUGAUCUCGGCCCCUGUCCGUGUCGCCGUGCAACCGUCCGAUGCCAGCACAUGGUCGUUGCUUGACGCCACCUUCUCCUUCUGGCCCAGCGUGGCCAUGGUUGUUGGCAUCUUCACCGUCAUGUUCUCUGUCACCUUCCUCCUCCUCGUAUAUGUCAAGUUUUUCCGGUUCACGGUCGUUGAGCUAUCCAGAAACGAGGGCUUUCUCCUUCCGCAGUGUCGGUUCUCGGGCAUCAACAAGGCCGCGGUCGAGUCGCUUCUCGUGUUCUGGUUCUCGGGGCUGCGCGAUGCGUGGGAUGGCCUUGAAUGCAUCGUUUGCCUGUUUAGGUUCGACGGCGCGGAGCUCCUCCGCCUGCUGCCCAGGUGCAAGCAUGCGUUCCACAUCGACUGCAUUGAUCGCUGGCUGGCGGCUCACUCUACCUGCCCGCCGUGUCGACGCAAGGUCAACGCGGAGGACGACAAUGCCGUCUUUGAGUACUUCACAAGCUCCCGGUUCCUGUUCGCCUCCUGUCGGCACGAGGAGGCGGUCAACGACGUCGAUCGUGUUGGAAGAAGCUUUAGGAAGAUCAACAUACCGGAUGAAGGCACGAACAGGGCUCAAGCAUAA
This is a messenger RNA of Musa acuminata AAA Group (dessert banana), 717 nucleotides long. Its product is annotated as putative RING-H2 finger protein ATL12. The transcript has a single exon. Lineage: Eukaryota; Viridiplantae; Streptophyta; Magnoliopsida; Zingiberales; Musaceae. Bases 1 to 717 code for a protein of 238 amino acids. The record is from RefSeq and is a predicted model, not a curated record.